CAUCAGUAAUAAUACAAAAAUGUGUUUGUUAAAACGCGUCAAUAUAUAUAAUAGAGCAUGCAAUAUUGAAUUAAUUUUCCGUCUACUCGAACAAACAAAUAUUCCUUCGUAGUCCUCCUGCAUAUAAUUCCAAAGCUUGCUACAGUCAUCACCAAAACAAAGCCACUCAGUAAGUCAAGGCGAAAGCGAUUUACAAAUGCAGCGUUUUGGUCCAACUCCAAUGUCUAAAAGCUUUACUUAAACCACCGACGAGGACAGCACCACCAGCCACCCAUUAGUUGAACUUGGAACCUUUCACACCUUUCACACGCUACAAGCUUCAUUUCUUGUUUCUAAAAGUCUAAAAUCCUAGAAUGCUUGCAACUCUGUGAGUCUCUCAAAUGGAAUUCGUCACUGGUACACACCCAGGUUCUGUUUUCCAACUUGUUUCUAUCUUUUUGAUUGUUUUUUGCUCUCUUGCUCUGUUUUGCUCUGCUUCGAGUUCAAUCACACAGGGCCAAACUUUAAAAGACGGCGCGACUUUGAUCUCCGAUGGCCAAACCUUCGAACUGGGAUUCUUCAGUCCGGGGAACUCUUCGUCCCGGUACGUGGGGAUUUGGUACUACAACCUUUCAAACCGGACAAUCGUUUGGGUCGCAAACAGAGAGAAGCCGAUUUCCGAUGAAGCUGGAGUGUUAACAAUCGGAAGCGAUGGUAAUCUGGUGAUUCUAGAUGGAAACAGCAGUGAAAUAUGGUCUAGCAAUGUUUCAUCAAUAUCCAAGAACACAUCUGCAGUCCUGAAAGAUGCAGGAAACCUUGUGCUUUCCACAAAUGAAACUACCAUGCCUUAUUGGGAGAGUUUCGAUUUUCCUACGGAUACGUUUUUGCCUGGGAUGAGAGUGAAGGUGAACGCUAACGAGGGAGUGAAUCGUGCUUUCAGGUCUUGGAAAUCUGCCAACGAUCCAGCUCCAGGUGAUUAUUUCUCGGGGGUUGAUCCUCGAGCAGCACCACAGCUUAUGAUAUGGAAUGGUUCAGAAAGAAGAUGGAGAAGUGGGCACUGGAACAAGCUGAUAUUUAUUGGUCUUCCCGAAAUGCCCACAAGAUACUCGGCUGGUUUUAGUCUUACGGAUCGGGCAGACCAAAAUGGGAGCAACUACUUAUCUUACACACCAUGGAAUGAAUCCGAUAAGCUGAGGUUUCGAAUUGGGUGGGAUGGUUAUGAAGAGCAAUCUAUUUGGGUGGAAGAUAAAAAUGAGUGGGUUGUUCUUAUGUCUCAGCCGAACAAGAGCACCGAGUGUGAGCUUUACAACAAGUGUGGGAACUUCGGGCUUUGUAGUGCAUCGGAUGCUAGUUGUGAUUGUAUGCAAGGAUUUGAAAGAAUAAAUUGGGGGAAUUGGUCAGAUGGGUGUUCUAGGAAGACCCCAUUGAAGUGUCAGAGAAAUAGUACUAAUGAUGAAGAUGGUGAGGAUGGUUUUGUGGCGGUGAAGUGUACAAAGGUGCCGGAUUUUGCAGACUUGGUGGUGUCGACAGGUCCACAGGUGACUUGUGAGCAGUCUUGUUUGAACAAUUGUUCUUGCACUGCUUAUGCAGAUGUUUCUGGACUUGGCUGUAUGCUUUGGACAACUGAGUUGGUGGAUGUGCAGCAGUUUUCAAAGGGAGGAAACACCUUGUAUGUUCGUCUUGCUCAUGCCGAUUUAGGUGGCAGCAAAAGGUUAUCCACUCUUGCGAUAUCUUUAUUUUCUGUAACGGGAGCAAUCUUCGUAGCCAUCUUCAUAUUUCUAGUAUGGAGGUUCAGAGCAAAACUCAAAGUGUUGCCCACCACUUCAAUUUCAUGGUUGAGAAUCAGUGAAACACCAACACACAAUGCUGGCAAGAGCAAAGAAUUCUCAACAGAAAUGUCAGGAUCAAUUGACCCUACUGUAGAUUGGAAUCAAGUAAAUGGACCUGAUGAUUUGCCAGCAUUCAGUUUUAACAGUGUAGCAGCUGCUACAGACCACUUUUCUCUAGUAAACAAGCUUGGGAAUGGGGGAUUUGGUACUGUCUACAAGGGAAACCUUCCAGGACUAGAAGAAAUAGCUGUCAAGAGACUUUCGCAAGUAUCUUGCCAAGGGUUGGAGGAGUUUAAGAAUGAGAUCAAUUUGAUUGCUAAAUUGCAGCACAGGAAUCUUGUUAGGCUAUUAGGCUGUUGCAUUGAAGGAGAAGAAAAGAUGCUGCUAUAUGAAUACAUGCCAAACAAAAGCUUGGAUUUCUUUCUUUUCGAUGCAACCAGGCAAGCACUACUAAAUUGGAGUAAACGCUUCAUGAUUAUUGAAGGGAUUGCACGAGGACUCCUGUAUCUUCACAGAGAUUCUAGACUUCGAAUAAUUCAUCGAGACCUGAAAGCUAGCAACAUUUUGCUAGAUGAAGAUAUGAUUCCUAAAAUUUCUGACUUUGGUAUGGCAAGAAUAUUUGGGGGGAACCAAAACGAAAUAAACACAAUGAGAGUUGUUGGAACAUACGGUUAUAUGGCACCUGAAUAUGCAAUGGAAGGUCUGUUUUCAGUGAAGUCAGAUGUCUAUAGCUUUGGGGUAUUGCUGCUAGAGAUUGUGAGUGGCCGGAGGAACACUAGCUUACGGACCUCAGAACACUUGAGCCUUAUUGGAUAUGCAUGGAAUCUCUGGAAUGCAAAUAAAGCAGAGGAUCUUAUUGAUCCUUCCAUUGCAGAAACUUGUAAUCAAACUGAAUUAAUCAGAUGCAUACAUGUUGCAUUGUUGUGUGUACAAGAUUCCGCAGAUUCCAGACCAACCAUGUCGGCCGUGGUGUUAAUGCUGGAGAGUGAAACUGCAAAUCUUCCAUUGCCAAGAGAACCCAUGUUUACUUCAAUUAAGAGAUAUGUGGAUACAACCUUUAGUACAGAAGAAGAAGCCCCUGGUGUAGUAUCCGUAAACCAUGUCACAAUCACAAUGGUAGAUGGAAGGUGACAACAUUUUUUGCUACCUGUUAUUUGCUAGUCCAUCCAUUUUUGGGGUACAAGCAAAUAUGUAUAGAUACUAUAGUUAUUAGUAGAUAGUCAGAGAGAGUUCAGAGCCGGGGAGCUUCUUCUCACAGCUAAUAUUUUCCUCUUCUUAUUAAUAAUUUUGGCGGUUUAUGUUCGAAGUUCAAUUCAAUCAGUUUCUGAAG
This is a messenger RNA of Rosa chinensis, 3138 nucleotides long. RefSeq names its product G-type lectin S-receptor-like serine/threonine-protein kinase B120. Lineage: Eukaryota; Viridiplantae; Streptophyta; Magnoliopsida; Rosales; Rosaceae. The record is from RefSeq and is a predicted model, not a curated record. The transcript is spliced from 7 exons. Gene Ontology annotation, biological process: recognition of pollen; protein phosphorylation. The coding region runs from base 381 to 2939 and encodes 852 amino acids. Gene Ontology annotation, molecular function: protein serine/threonine kinase activity; ATP binding.